AUGGUCCUCGGCUUCGAGCGCAUCAACGAGCGCACCCAACGCCCGAACGCGCACAUAAACUUCAUACGCACACUGCCCGGUCCGACAUCGUCCACGGCGGAAAACAUCCUGAACCGCGUCGCAGCAAUAUGUUAUCCCUUUAUGAAAUCGCAUAUGAUCCUUGUUCAGGCGCUUGAAGAAUUCCCAUACAACACCGAGUUUGUCGGCCGCAACUUUAACGCUGGCGAGGUCAUACAACUGGUGCUCAGGGACCGAAAUGGAAGAUGGCUGCCCCAGAGGAUGGUGGAGAUGGUCAUGGUACAUGAGCUUGCGCACUGCAAACAGAUGAAUCAUUCGAAGGCUUUCUGGAAGGUUCGAGAUGGCUACGCGGUGGAAUUGAGGGCGCUCUGGACAAAAGGGUACACUGGCGAAGGACUGUGGGGUAGGGGUAGAGAUCUGGAUACGGGAGCCUUACAAGCGAGCGAUGGCGAGGCUGUGGAUGUACCCGGGCAUCUAUGUGGUGGCACAUAUGGACGGAAGGGAAACAAGAGAAAGAGGGGUGGAAAGGAGAGGCCCCUGCUGAGCUAUGCGGAGAGGAAGCAACGAAGGAUACUGAAGAAGUUUGGGGCUGGAGGCCAGGCAUUGGGUGCCGAUGACGACACAAAAGUUAAGCUGGAGAAGGGCGCCCCAAAGAAAGGCAAGCCUAGGGUCGCUGGUAGCGCACGAGGACGAGAUCUCAGAGCUGCAGCGGCACUGGCACGUUUCGAGCCAGUCAAGAAGGAGGAAGAAGUCGUGAUAAAGAAAGAAGAACCGUCAUCGGAAAGCGAAACAGAAGACGAGUUUGUCGAAGGCGAUCAAGACGGCGCAGCGGUAGACGUAGAUGGCAAGAGCAUGUUCGACGACAAAGGCCGCGCCCUGGUCAAGAUCUGCGAGGACGAAGACGACAAAGAUGGCGAUGCAAGGAGGGAGAUGGACGAGAUACAAGGUUUCGCGCCGCAGCACAAACCAGCGAAGAAGACAGCGUCAUCGUCCAAGGCCUCGAGCAAGCCAUCAGCACCGAAGUCAACGAAAACUCAGUCUGCAUCAAAGACCGCCUCGCGAUCGACUGCCACCCCUCAAGCAUCAGCAGGGUCGGCCAACUCUCUUCCAAAGGUCUUCAAACCCCGUCCCAAACCGAACACGGCCGCCUCACAACCCCAGCCACCGCCGAGCUCUGCCUGUCCCAUAUGUUCCCUCGAGAACGAGGCCGGAGCAUUGACAUGCGUCGCUUGCGCAAAUGUAUUAAAGAAGGACUUUGUACCCGACCACUGGCGAUGCAAGAGCGCUGCUUGCGAGGGAAGCCAGUACAUCAACGCCGGGGACGCAGGUGCUUGUGGCGUCUGUGGGAUGACUCGGAAGAAAUGA
Alternaria arbusti is the source of this 1383-nucleotide messenger RNA. RefSeq lists its product as uncharacterized. The coding region runs from base 1 to 1383 and encodes 460 amino acids. The transcript has a single exon. NCBI's taxonomy places the organism in Eukaryota, Fungi, Ascomycota, Dothideomycetes, Pleosporales, Pleosporaceae. The record is from RefSeq and is a predicted model, not a curated record.